This is a messenger RNA of Sus scrofa (pig), 1317 nucleotides long. NCBI's taxonomy places the organism in Eukaryota, Metazoa, Chordata, Mammalia, Artiodactyla, Suidae. The record is from RefSeq and is a predicted model, not a curated record.
AUGACUGAGGACAACUGCUCCUUGACAACCGAGUUUAUCCUCACAGGAUUUACCGAUCACCCAGAGCUGAAGACCCUUCUGUUUCUGGUGUUCCUUACUAUCUAUCUGAUCACUAUGGUGGGAAACCUUGGUCUGGUGGCACUGAUCUUUACAGAGCAUCGUCUUCACAAACCAAUGUACAUCUUUCUGGGUAACCUCGCUCUGAUGGAUUCCUGUUGUUCCAGUGCCAUCACCCCUAAGAUGCUACAGAACUUCUUCUCUAAGGACAGAAUGAUUUCCUUGUAUGAAUGCAUGGCACAAUUUUAUUUUCUCUGCCUAGCUGAAAGUGCAGAUUCCUUUCUCCUUGCAGGAAUGGCCUAUGAUCGCUAUGUAGCCAUCUGCAACCCACUGCAGUACCACACCAUGAUGUCAAAGAAACACUGCAUUCAGAUAAUCACAGGGGUCUAUGUAGCUGGAUACCUGCAUCCUAUGAUUCAUGUUGGGCUUCUGUUUAGGUUAACAUUCCGUGGGUCUCAUCAAAUCAACCACUUCUUUUGUGAUGUGCUUCCAUUAUACCGGCUCUCCUGUGUUGACCCUUAUAUCAAUGAACUGAUGAUAUUUAUCUUUGGAGGGUUAGUUCAAAUUUUCACUGUUCUCAUUGUAAUAAUUUCUUACCUUUUCAUCCUUUUGACAAUUUUCAAAAUGAAAUCCAACAAGGGCAGAGGGAAAGCCUUAUCUACUUGUGCAUCCCACUUUCUCUCUGUCUCGAUAUUCUAUGGUUCUCUUCUCUUCAUGUACAUUCGACCAAAUCCAGUUAAAAAAGAAGAUGAAGAUAUACCCAUUGCUAUUUUCUAUACUUUAGUGGUUCCUUUAUUAAACCCUUUUAUCUAUAGUUUAAGAAAUAAGGAAGUAAUAAAUGUCAUGAAAAAAAUUAUGAAGACACACACAUAUCAAUUAAUAUCUGCAUCUCUAUCUAAAGCAUUUCUUAUUAGAUUUGCUUCACAUUGGAGCCUCUGUCAGACUGACCUGCUUAUCUUGAAGACACAGCUAGAGAGGCAGGAGCGAAUGGAGCUCAUGCUGGCGAUGAAGACACUGUUGGCAGCCAUUUUUGGGAGCUCAUUCUACCAUGUGGACACUGGUGCUGGAUCAGUCACCUCAGCCAGCACAGUUACUCACUUCUUUGAUGAUUCGGGGGAAAGAGGAGCCCAAAGUGGCCGUCUUAACUCCCACCUCAAUGGAAUCAUUGUGUGUUCUGUGGAACCAUUCCUCCUACUGGCUCUAAGUCCUCUAGGCCAUCAGAGCAUAACAUCUGGGAAAAUGAAGCUAAAAUUAUGCUAG